CGAAAACGAAACAAAAACUAUGCAGCCAGCAGUUCCAUGAGUUUCGGUUUAAAUGAUAGAGACACUGGCUGGCCGCACUGAGUUGCAAUCUGCGCCAAGUAUUAUUGCCGAUGGAGUCUGACCAUGGAUGAGGAGGUCAACCCUGACCAUGAAAAUGUGAACUCAGUCUUGGCUCAGGACUCCAUUGAACUGUUCCACAUCCUCAGCAGUCAGUCGCACUCAGUCAUAAUGGAGCUGUGUCAAAUGAUGCCCAGUGAAGCUUGGUGCCAAUAUCAGCUUGACCCCUCAAGCUCUUCUGCAGCAGCAAGACCAGAACUCAUCAAAACCAUGUUGGAUUACUUCAGGUCAGCCAGUGCUCGAAGAUGCCGUAACUUCCUUCAGAGAGUGUGCUUCUCGUGUGAGAACAUCCCCAUGCUUCUGGAGUCGAGGCUCAUGUCAGUGGCAGGAUAUGACAGCACUGAUGAUGUACCAUCUCCAGCCGCAGAGAGCGUGUCUCUAGCAAACACAGACGGUUGUGAAAAUUCUAGGCUUGCUGUAACUGAUCAGAACUCGUCACCGCCAUCUUUAGAGCAGCGGCUCGUUAAGCGCCCACGGAUCGAUCACUGGGAGCAGUACAUCAGUGAAGUGAAGAAAUUCCUGCUGAAGAGAUGGGAGCGACUCACAGCUGGCCUGGUGAGGGAGGUCCAGCUGGAGAAUGUAUGGGUCAGCCCGAGAGCGGCAAACAGAAGCAGAGACAGACCUGAUCAAACCCCUGGCUCAGCAGACAGAGGGGGCAGAACACCAGAGCCCGAUGGGGAUUACGGGUAUUUGGAGUCCAGAGUGACGUUGGAGACGUUCCUCCAGGGAUGUAUGGGUAAAGUGACAGUUCUGGUGGGCCAGACUGGAACAGGAAAAACUCUGCUAACAUCUUGUCUAGGACAGCAGUGGGCUAGUGGAUUAGGUCCUAUCCCUUCAUCCUUUGUGUUUGUCCUGCUGGAGUUUCGUCAGCUCAACCUACUGUCACACCCUCUUUCACUAUCAGAGCUGCUAUUCCAAUACUACCUCCCUCCAACUGGGGGAGAAGAUGCAAAGAGAGCCAUUAUCGACUACCUCCUUACUAAUCCAGAGCAAAGUUGUUGGGUACUGGAUGGCUAUGAUGAGUUUCACGGCAAACUCAGCAGACAAGAAGUGCAGAGGAAACCGCUGCACUUAGAAGAUCCUCUGCCUGUCGCAGACCUCAUCUCAGGGUUGCUAAAUCGCCAGAUUCUUCCAGGAAGCACUGUGCUGGUCACCUGUCGUGUACGGGAUCUUAUAGAUUUGGAUGGUAUUUCAGAUAAAGUAGGCCAGCUGCUGGGCUGGGACCAGGAUGAAAUCAAGGAGUAUGUAGACAACUUCUUUGGUGCAAAAGAUGUAGCUCUUAGAGAGCAGGCAGCACAGCUCCUUCUCUCCAGUCGACACCUCCUCGCCAUGUCUUCCAUUCCUGCCCUAUGCAACAUCUGCUGCAUCUGUCUUGAGCAUUUACUGCUGCAGUGGAGAGAUAAAGACACAGGAGGAGCACCGAUGCCUGACGAAAAAGGAAGUAAGGCAAGGACCGAUGCUCAGGAAGCAGAAGGAGCACAGAUGUCAAGAGAAGCCAGAGGGGAGGAGGGCAAUAGAAGAGGAAAUCCUGCACAAAGGAAACAAGAGGAUGGAAAAAGAAAAGGGAGCAAAGAUGUAAUAAUGGAUGGAACAAAUGGCAGACCCCAGCUGACUCCCACUUCACCCCAAGUCCCCGCCACCCUCACUCAGGUCUACCUCACUGUUCUGGCCUCAUUUCUUAGCCGAGCCCCUAACCACGGAGGAGAUGGCAAGCCAAAAACUAAAAGAUUUCCUUACAGUGCUGUCACCACACUGACCAUUCUGAGUCAGUAUCAAUCACAGCUGUGUGAGCUGAGCCAACUGGCUUGGAGAGGCUUAGAGGAAAGCAAGAUACUCUUUUUGAAAGAAGAAAUUCCACAGGAGGUUUUAAAGUUUUCACUGAAAAUAGGACUCUUAUCACAGGUGGAGCUCAGACGUAAGGACGGGAUACUUGCCAAUGCCUACUGCUUCAUUCAUCUGACAGUGCAGGAGUUUUUAGCUGCACUGAGAAUCAUGACUAGUAAUGAUGUUGAUGAUGCACAGCUGAAGAAGAGAUUCAGUCUGAAAACUCGCUGGACAACCAAAUCAGACCAGAAGACAGUCUUCACUGACUCACUGUAUCUCUAUGUUUGCGGUCUGGCUUCCUCACAAUGCACUCCAGCCCUGGUUGAGUUAGCCAAGGUUUCUGGUAGAGUCCAAAGUUGGGUCCAGAAACGACAAGAACUUGUUCUGAAAUUGCUCAAAACCAUGUGUAACAGUAACACUCUGACCGGACCAAAGAUACUCCAGCUUUGCCAUAGUGUUCAGGAGAGCCAGAACCACCAACUCGCCAAGCAGGUUUUUGGUGUGAGACCCAAACUGGAGCUGCGCAACAUCUGGCUGUUACCGAAUGAUAUCGAAGCUCUGGCUUUCGUAGUUAAUUCAGCCGAUCAUAAUGACAUCGGUCUGGACUUCGGAGCGUGCUCCAUGGAGCUGGAGUGUUUAAUAGUUCUGGCCAGGUGUCAGGGCAUUCAUAACCUCAGUUUUCACAGCCGCAAGUAUGGGGACAAGUUUGCUGAGAAGUUGUCGUCUGUUUUGCCUAAAUUCACAUCCCUGAGAAAACUAGAAUUUUCUGGUGCCAGCCUGACUGCUACUGGAGCAGCUAGUUUGGCCUCUGGUCUUCAGGAGUGUCCACACAUCACUGAAAUCAACCUAAGUGACAACAAUUUGAGGGAUGAAGGAAUCAGUCACAUUGCUGAGAUUUUUACCAAACUACAAAACCUUUCGAAUGUAGUGCUGGGACGAAACAGCACAACCCUGAAUGCAGUCGACUGUCUUAUUAAGACAUGUUCAUGUUUGAACAUCCAACAUGUUCAUGCAGAGGGGAUCAAAGACUUGACAGUAACUUUCUUCCAAAAGUCAGAUAUGAACAGCCAUAAAUCUAUACUUGAAUCAACAAUCAGCUUGCUGAACCAGAAUUGGAACAAGUCUGAGAUGCAGAAACUUGCUGAAUCCCUGGCUCGAUGCCCUGCUCUGUCUGUCCUAGAUCUGUCUGGAGGCCAGUGGGAUGAAGAAAUUUUAAGGACACUGACUGAGUUUUUGCCAAAGUUCAGCAUUACUGAAAAGAUCAUCAUUAAUGACAGCUGCUCAUCAGUGGAGGGUUUGGUGGUUCUGACUGCUCUUCUGUCUGAUUAUCCUCCUGUGAUGGAGCUUCAUAUCAGAUUACAGGUUCCUGUUAAGGUGUCUAUUGUGUUUGCUAGGAGAAGGGAAAAACCUGCAAGCGGAAUAUCCAAAUCUCUCUGCCUCAGCUUCUGCAAUCUGCAUCCUGCUGAUCUGGAAAGUGUGUUGAGAUGUCUGGGAACCUCUUCUGAUCUCACUAUGCUGGAUUUGUCUAGUAACUGUUUAGGCAACAAAGGUCUGAAGAAGUUGUUGGAUUUCCUGCCUCGUCUUAGGAAAAUCCAGGAAAUUAAUGCCAGUAAAAAUGACAUCAACAUGGAAGGGGUGGUAAUGCUGGCUGCAGCUCUAUGCUCAUAUAACACCUUAACAGAAAUUCACAUCAGUGGCGGAGGCAAAGAGGAAGUCAAUCUAAAGUUCUGCCCAGAUGAAAGUGAUGACAAGCAGCAGCUAAAGAUGUUCCGAGUAAAGGACAGCAGCAUCCUACCAUUUGAUAUAACCAAAGUAUGUAGAAAAUUGGUCCAGAGUCGCUUCCAUUGGGAGUUAGAGUUGUCUCAGUGUUCACUUGCCGACAAAGCCAUCGAGAAUCUUCUCAAAAUGUUGCCAAAGAUGACGUCACUGCAGAGACUCAAUGUCAGACAGAGCAUCACAUCUGCAACCGAUGCACUCAAGCUGGUUAGCUGUUUGAAUGACAGUCAGCGAGUGACAUCAGUGGAGCUCAGCCCUCAGGGUGACUCCUUCAUCAAUUUUGAUGCAGUGAAAGCGGAACAAGUGAGCUGCAGGUUAACUCAUUUUUGCCUGAAGGGUGACCACUUGAAGAAACUUCUUGAGAUCCUGCAGCAGGGUCCCCAGCUUUCAGAUCUUGAUUUGUCAAGUAACCAACUGGAAGAUGAAGACGUGAGCUCUUUUGUGCAUUCCCUACCAAGGCUAAAAAUCAGCACCUAUGUCAAUCUCAGUAACAACAGACUGACCCAGCUGGGGCUGCUGGCUGUGGCCAGCACAUUGUGUACCUGUGCUAAUGUCUCUGGUGUGGAAGUCAGCUUGGGAGAAGAAGAGCGAUGCCUCAUCUGGUUCAGACAAAAUGAAACUUGUGAAAAAACUCUGAGAAUCAGGGAAGGUAGUUUGAAGCAUGAACAUCUGAUCCGAUUAGCAGAUAUUGUGUCCAGUUGUCCCCAUCUGGCCAAAGUGGAAUUAAACCACAGCUUACUGGAGCAGACUGAAGAUUUCCUACAGCUGCUGAGCUUCAGUCAAAGUGGAUGUGUUUUCAGUAUUGAGGAGCGUUGGAUCAGCGCUGAGAAAGCUGUUGGAUUAAUGCUCCACUGUUUGCAACUCAAUAGCAAUAUUCAAACUGUCAGGAUUCAUCAAAACACACUCCACCUGACCAAUUCCACUGGACUGACGGCAGACAGUGAUCCCUCUGGAAAUGCAGCUCAAUCGAGUGCCAUAAAGAAAAUUGGCCUUGUGGACUGUGCAGUAAACGUGUAUCAGCUUACAUCCAUAGAGAGUGUCAUCCUGAGUUGUCCAUUUCUGACAGAACUGGAUUUUUCCCACAACAGCCUCGGUGUAGAGGGAGCUGAGUUUCUCUGUUCUGUUCUUCCCCGGUUGCCCAAUCUUACUUCACUCAGUAUUGCUUCCAAAGAGAGUGAUGUGACUGUGCUCGAGACAUUGUCACAGGUCUUCCUGCAGCCUAACACAAUUCAGCACUUAAAUCUGUCGGGUCAUCAGAUUAGUGAGACGGCAGCUCAGAAUAUGACCACAUUUCUGCCCUGUCUACGAUCACUCAAUCUUUCCCACUGUGUUUUGCCUGGAGGACUGCAGCUCAUUGAAGCACUGGGACAGUGUGUUAUUCUUGAAGACCUUUGUUUGGAUUCUGUGGCACUGAAUGAGGAGAGCAGGAUGUGUUUGGCACGAGCUCUAAGAAAUAUCAACUCUAUUCGCCGUCUCAGGCUGAAUGAGAUUAUCACAGCAAUGGACAAUCUCAGCGUUGUGGAUCUCUUGGCUGCCACAAAGGGACACGCACAUUUAGAGCAGAUAGAGUUGGAGGGCUGGAGGAUGGCUUGCAGAGGAAUAGAAGAGCUGAACAGGCUCAUUCCGAACUGGAAAGAGCUCAAGAAGAUAAAGCUGUCAAAGAACCUUAUCAGUGACCAAUCAGGAGAGAAGCUGCUCGAGGCUUUGAAAGUCUGCAGCCACCUGGAGGAGCUCUGUCUGUCCGAUAACACACUGGGAAACCUCACUGCUGCCAGGAUGGCCCUCAUUUUCCCAUCAUUGAAACACCUCAGUGUGUUAGACAUUUCGCUCAACCAUAUUGACCAUGAAGGCUCCAAUAGCCUUUCCAAAGCCAUAAUGUGCAUGAAGAACCUCAAAAAGAUUAACCUGACCUCUGUUGGGACUUCAGAGCUGCGUGCUGUUGUAGCCAGUCUGGCUCACUGUCCCCUCAUACAGGAAGUUGGUCUGGGUUGGAAUAACUGUCGUGAUGAAGUGGCACUGGAAGUGGCCAGGGUUUUGCCUUUCUGUCAUACGCUGACUCAGAUAGAUCUCGAGUGCAACAGCUUGAGUGUUUCUGGAGCGGAGGCCCUGCUUAACGCCUUAAGGUUCUGCCCUGCUCUGCAACUCAUCAGACUCUGGAAGAACAAAAUCUUUGAGGGUGAUGUCCAUAGGCUCGGUCUGAGGGACAGGAGGAUGAAUUUCUCUUCCACCUAAUAUGAUCUGCACUGCUGGACAGUUGAGAAGUACGAUUCCAGUUCAUCAGCACCAGUGCAGACGAACAGUCCAGCACUUCUUCUGCCAACAUUGACUUAAAAAUCUGUGAGAAAUUUGGUUUGUUUUUUUUUGCUUGA
This is a messenger RNA of Pelmatolapia mariae (spotted tilapia), 6086 nucleotides long. It is a transcript of the gene nlrc5, whose product is annotated as NLR family, CARD domain containing 5. NCBI's taxonomy places the organism in Eukaryota, Metazoa, Chordata, Actinopteri, Cichliformes, Cichlidae. The record is from RefSeq and is a predicted model, not a curated record. The transcript is spliced from 56 exons. Gene Ontology annotation, molecular function: protein binding. The coding region runs from base 124 to 5949 and encodes 1941 amino acids.